UGUGACUGGAUACGGAAAGUGAAGAGUUAAACGGAGCGAAGAUGUCGGCGAUGGACGAGCAGGGCAUGAACGAGAAGAACCGCGCCAUCUGUUUCCUGCAGCAGCGGCCGAUCAACGUGUUCAGCCGGGCCUUCGAGAAGCAGAACACCUACUUCGAGACAGCCAUCCAGUCUCUGGACUCCCUGAACGAGCAGAUCGUGCGCUACGUUCUGAGCUCGCCAGGAGGAGGACCACCGGACGACAACGCCUUGGCCGAGGCACACCAGCCGCGGCCACAGUCGGAAGAACAACAGCCGCUGCAAGGCAAGCAUCGCCCUGUGCAGGGCACCAAGCACCAGGCGGCGGCCGGGGGGCGGGCAGCAGGCGAGGGGGCGACGCUCGUAGGCGGCGGCCAUGAGCAGCAGGUGGCGCUGCAGUCCUCGAUGGCGCUCAUGCGCAGACUACUGGUGGACGCCCAGGCCAAGUUCCGAAACAUGAUGGACGACAACAAGGCGCUUGCUUCACGCAUCGACGGCGACCUGCAACAGGCUCAUCAAGAAGUGUCGCAGUUGCGCGCCGAGCUGCAGGACACGAACAGCCGUAUCUCGAGCAUGGCCGCCGCCGUGCAGAUACCGUCGGCAAAAUCGGGUAGCCCGGCAUUCAUGUGCUCCAAUGCGGGCUACUCGUCUACCCUCUCCUCCUCCGGCGAACCUCCUCCGCCGCCGGCGCCAAUGUCCUCGUCGUGUCCGCCGAACAUUCCUCAGCAGAUCUUACCCAGUCUAUUGAAGCCCUGCCCACGAUGUCAAGAGGGCCUUCUCGAAGACGGCUACCGGGCGGCGGACUCGGAGUCCAAGGCAGCCGUGAGCGUGCAGACGGACGAGGUGACGACGACGACGACCAGCACUGCUGCGGCAAACGUGAACGGUGGCGGUCGCGACUCGGCCGAUGAUGACGAGGAGGCCGACUGCCUUCCGCUCGAGGAACGCCUUCAGCGACUGCAGGAAGACAAGCGGCAGCUGGCGCAGCACAACAUGAACCUGCAGAAGGAGCUCGACGAGCUCAGGGCCGCACAGGACAAACAGAAGGUGUGCGCCAUCGAAGAGCACGAGAGGAUGCAAGCGGAGCUCAGCAGUGCCAGGGACGCCCUGUCAGCUUUGAAACAAGACCGCAAGCGGCUGAAGGCAGAGAAGUUCGACCUGCUGAACCAGAUGAAGCAACUCUACGGCACACUGGAAGACAAGGAGAAGGAACUGCGCGACUUCAUCCGGAACUACGAACAGCGCAUGCACGACAGCGACCACAGCCUCAAGCAGCUGGCGCAGGAGCGCGAGGAGUGCGACCGCGAACGCUGGAACCUGUUGAAGCACGCUCGAGACGAAGCCGAGCGCAGCGUGGCCCUGCGAGCGCAGCUCGGCAUCAAGGAGGCGCAAGUCAAGCAGCUCCAGGAACAACUGCAGCAGGUUCAGGAAAAGCUGACGUACCUGUCAGACGUGGAGAGCCUGCAAGGCAUCGCUGGAAGCAGCAACGGCUUCCAGCAAAGCACGAUGUCUCGACGAAGCUGCCGCAGUCCUGCUCUUGGAAGCGAGCCGCCAAUGGUUACUCUGGGGUACGACUCCAGCCCCAGCCACCACGCGGCGAGUAGCGGCGGCAGCGGUGUAAUGGACAGCCCCAAAAAGUCGCCGGUGUCGGCGGCCUCGGCUUCGGCGCUGCCGGGCCUCUCGCGUUCUGCAGAGGAGAUAUACCAGAGCAGCGGGUCGUCGGACGCGAGCGCGCCCCGGGGAGCCCCGGGAAAGCCUAAGAAGCGCCGGGACGGCCGCUCGCCCUGGGGUUCCAUCUCCAGGGUGUUCCUCAGGGCGCGCCAGAGGAAAGCACUCGAGCCGGCGCUCUACGGCGCCACCACGGGCCCGGAGUCGUCGCCCCAGCACCACGGUCACCACCUGCAGCUGCAGCAGCAGCGGCAGAGGUGCUCGUGGUCCCCGCAGGGCGGCGCAGGUCCCAGCCUGGGUGGUCCUCCGUUGCUGACGCAAGAGGAGGCAGCCGAGAAGCUGCGCCUGCUGGAAGAGGCCCAGGGGACGCCCAUGGAGCGCUGGAAGGCGCCCACGGUUCUCGCGUGGCUCGAGCUGGCGCUCGCCAUGCCUCAGUACGGUCCCAUGUGCGCCGAGAACGUAAAGAGCGGCAAGAUUUUGCUGGAGCUUUCCGACGCCGAGCUGGAAGCAGGACUGGGCAUCAAUAACGUCAUGCACAGGAGGAAGCUGCGGCUUGCCAUCGAAGAGCACAGGGAACCCUCGAUAUGCCCGUACCCCAAGAUGUGCCUGGUGACGCACACGUGGGUGUGCGGCGAGUGGCUGUCCAGCCUGGGCCUGUCUGCGCACGCGGACAGCUUCCGCGCGCAGCUCGUGGACGGCCGGGUCCUGGACACUCUCAGUCGGAGGGACCUCGAGAAGCGCCUAGGGAUGGCGAACCGACACGAGCAGACGUCCCUCCUUCGCGGCGUGCAGCUCUUGCGAGCCCUGCGGUUCGACCUGCGCGCGCUGGCGCACAGGAGGGCGCACUGCCGCCACCUUGACGUCGACCCCUUGGUGUGGACAAACCAGCGGUUCAUCCAGUGGGCGCGCUCCAUCGACCUCGGGGAGUACGCGGAGAAUCUUCGCGACAGCGGCGUCCACGGUGCCCUGGUCGUGCUGGAGCCUUCGUUCACGGCCGACACGAUGGCCCAGGCGCUUGGCAUUCCCGUCUCCAAGAACAUCAUCCGGCGGCACCUCACCACCGAGCUCGAGAACCUCGUGCAGCCGGCCAGGAUGUCCCUGGAGGCGGAAGCCGUGGUCGAGAGCAAACGUAGCAGCGGCGAGCGGCUGUCCUCUGCCACGGGAUCCCUGGGACGCAGCUUCGGACGCUCCCGGGCUCGCUCCUCCGAGAGGGGCGCCUCGGACAAGAGGCGCUCCAGCAUACGGGACUCCCUCGGCCGUGUGCUGGGCUUCAACUCACUCCCGAAACCCAGCACGAGUGGCCUGGGCUCGUACAACGUGACGACGACAUCGGCGGUGCUGUCGAAGCCUCCUCCGGCGCCGCGAGUGUAUCGACCCAGCACUCCCCAGCCGCAGACACGGCCGCCGCAACCGCAACAGCACCGGCGCGUGUUCUCGCAGGGUACCAUCGAAACGCUCACCGUGACGCCGGUGUGAACAGCGCCAACCCCGUGUGCACCGUGCGUUACGAGAAACAGUCGUCAACGAGACGUGUACUUUCUCGCGUGCGCAGUCACGUCGCGAGUGCGUUCGGGACUGUAGCUAAGAAAUAGUGUUUUAGGCAACGCCACCUAGAACUCCUAGUUCUAGGUGGUAUUAGUUUAGGUGCUCCGUAGAACACAACCCUCCCAUACGGACGACUGUCAGGAGACGCGUGGCUCGCCUCGUUCGCAAACGCCUGCGAAGGAACGUGCGGGAAAAGGACGCAGUCCAUUCCAGCUACGUGAUCGUCGGAAAGAAUUUAAAGGGAUCGAAGAAUGUAUUCACCAAGGCAAAGAGCGAGAGUGUUCGAAGCAUCCACGAAGGUUGAGGCUUGUUCGAGAAGUGUUUUCCCCAGGAAGUAUGCCGAACAUUCGUACAUUUUACCUUCUUCGCCAUUUCGAAAACAUUCGCUUUUUCUUCCGCACGUCGUCAUGCCAUGUGUGCGUCAUGCCAAGUGGGAGGACGUACACGUUUAAAGAUAUGCACCUUUAUAGAACAAGUCCGCUUCCUUGCAUUAUUUUUGCUUCUGUACGUUAUUCCCUCGUUCAAGGGGUUCAGACGAAGUUUUCAAGCUAAAAAGGGGGUAAAUUGUGAACGUAGAAAAGCACAUCUGAAUGGCUAAUCAGGCCGACGCAGAAUAUUCACUGUCUCUUUGUAAAAUGAAGCUUCUGAUGUCCAUGUCGCACCAUUGCAAAGGUAUAUCGCAUCUGUUACUUUAAAAACGACGUGACAAACGAUUUCAAGAAACCUGAGUGAAUUCUUCGCCACGCCUCAGAACCCACUUGUCCAAUUACAUUGACAGCAGUAUUUGACCGUGAAUUCGGUAAUUUGAAUUCGCUGUGAAAAACGCCCCUCCAAGUUCACAGUCCAGCUUAAAAGGUACAUCCAAGUUAGCGGGUAACACUGCUAGGUGCUUUGAACUGCGAAUGCUGGCAAAAAGCGUAUUGGCCCACUGGAGAAGAUAGCGCAGCUCAACCCGUGAAGUGCGCUGCCGUCGCCAGCGACGGCUGCGCGUUCGACGAGUUAAGGAGAAAAGUCAGUGCUGAAAAAGAGGGUAACAUGCAAUUGUCCAUAGCUAUCUUGAUACAAGAUGCGUCGCUUAACUUAUGGUGCGUAUGAUUUGGUGAUGUCGUAGCCUAAACCCUGACAAAAUUUCAUAAAACCGUUUCAGGGCCCCUUCAAACAAUGUAUUCUCAGCCUUUGACAACAACUCCUCCUUAUUAGCACGAAACUGCAGAGAAGGCGAUGUCUUCUUUGACACUUACCGAAAUCUGUGCAGUGUGGAAGGCCAAGUGGCUGCGCUGUACUUUCAAGGUAAAAAGCUUGCGAAACAUUCGUACUAUCGUACUUUUUAUUUCCUCCCCUUUUGUUUCUCACAAGCAAACUAAAAAGUCUCGUAGAGAAGUGAUGGCGACCCCUUAUGUGCAUCGUGUAGGCAGUGUGAAGAUUUUCCGUACUUGAAAUUUUUUGAAAAGAAAGAAGGAACGAAACACACGUGUUUUGUCAGGGAAACGUGGAAGGGGAAGUUUUUCCUCCGCGAGGACACCGGGGGACCGUACCUGAUACGUGCAUGAACAG
Molecule: messenger RNA, 4784 nt
Organism: Rhipicephalus sanguineus (brown dog tick)
Lineage: Eukaryota; Metazoa; Arthropoda; Arachnida; Ixodida; Ixodidae
Gene: Liprin-gamma
Product: kazrin-like
Molecular function (GO): protein binding
Source: RefSeq, a predicted model, not a curated record